AUGCGAGUCGCAGCGCCUGCUUCAGAGCUUCGAGACUUGUUGACAUCUCUGGCCGAACAAAAAGAGGAGCAAUCUGCUUUCAACGCCUUGGGUACGGCCUUUCAAUGCCUUGGUGUUCGAUUGGACUCCCAGCAUUGUACGCUGGCCAUAUCAUGCUGCGCUUCAGCCAGACUCUGGACGCAUGCUUGCUGGCUUUUGGCGGCGAUGCCAGCUCAGCUCGGGCUUCGGCGCAACGUGGUGAACUGGGGUGCAGCCAUCAGCGCAGCUCGAAAAGGCGAUCAAUGGCAGCUGGCUUUAAGGAUCUUUGGCGACAUGCCAUCUGUGAGUGUCGAAAGAAAUGUGGUCACCUACAAUGCCGCCAUCGCAUCUUCCCGUCGUGGAUCGGAAUGGGUGCUGGCACUCAGGUGGUUGAACACCAUGGUUACAGAGAGUGUGCGUUGCAACAGCAUCACCUUCAAUACUGCUAUGAGUUGCUGUGAGAAGGGAAGCCAGUGGCAACAGUCUUUGAGUUUGCUCUUUGCCAUGCAGGAAGCAAUGGUCAUGCCGGACGUGAUCAGCUUCAGCUCCGCCAUCAGCUCUUGCGUGAAGCAAGGGCGUUGGCAAGUGACACUCAACUUGUUUGAUUCCAUGAUCUCAGCAGAGAUUCAGCCAGACAUUAUAAUCUGUGGAGCGAUCAUUAGCUCCUUCGAGAAGGGGAACCAAUGGCAACUGGCCUUAUCGUUUUUCGGAGCGAUGCCGCAGGCCAGCGUGAGGCCCAAUGACGUAAGCUUCAAUGCAGCGAUCAGUAGCUGUGAAAAGGGUCAACAGUGGCAACAUUCCUUGAUGCUUUUUGAUUGGAUGACCAGAGCCAGUGCCAUCAUCCCAGACGUGAUCAGUUUCAGUGCUACCAUCAGCUCGUGUGCCAAGGGCAGACGAUGGGAAGAAGCCCUAGUCUUAUUUGCUGCGAUGCCCGUAGUCAAGGUGAAGGCCAACAUUUUCAGCUUCAGCUCUGCGAUGACUGCUUGCGAGGAAGGCAGUCAAUGGCAGCAAGCACUGUCUUUAUUCGAGGCCAUACGUACAGCACGGCUGCAGAUUGAUCUAGUUUGCUUCAACUCGGCGAUUUCUUCCUGUGAGAAGGGGAGCCAGUGGAGGGAGGCCCUCCAAGCAUUUCAUGUCAUGGACCAGGAAAGCCUUCGACCAAAUUUGGUCAGUUUCAAUGCCGUCAUCAGUGCUUGUGGCAGCCAAUGGCACUGGAGCCUGCGCUUGUUGCAGCUCAUGUCCGAGCUUCGUGUCUUGCCGGACCUCCUCAGCUUUGCUUUGGUCGCUGAAGCCCUCGGCUCGCGAGUGCCCGGUACGGAGGCUUUGUCCUCCAUCUUGGAUGCGAUGUCAUCUUGCACAGUGGACCAGCUGGCAUCCCUGGCACCGAGCGUUUGCCGCGGCCUGCGCCGCGGCCUGGUGCCGCCGGCGGUCUCAGCGGUGCAGCGGAGAUUUCUGAACCUGCACGAGUACCAGGUGCGGCAGUCGCGGCAGAAGGGGUUCGGCGUGGGCGUGCCCAAGAACCUGCCCGCCUUCUCCCCAGAGGAGGCCGUGGAGAAGGCGAACGAGAUGCCGGGCGAUGAAGUCGUUGUCAAGGCACAGGUGCUCGCCGGUGGGAGAGGCUUGGGACACUUCAAGGAGAAGCUUUCGCAGGGGGCGGUGCUGUGGUGCGCCGGGGCAAAGGAGGAGGUUGGCCACAAGUCUUCAGGUCUUGCACAGUCACUGCGCCGUGCCCCUUUCGGGUCUUUGCAGGAGAACAACUUCCAAGGCGGCGUCCACAUCGUGAAGAAGGAGAAGGUCAAGGAGGUGGCAGAGAAGAUGUUGGGCAAAACGCUCAUCACCAAGCAGACUGGAGCAGAAGGAAAGCCCAACAACACGGUGCUGCUGGCUGAGAAGGUCUCCAUUAAAGAUGAGAAAUACUUUGCCAUUCUCAUGGACCGCUCCAGUGGAGGCCCCUUGAUGAUUGGAAGCAAGACUGGAGGAACCUCCAUCGAGGACAUCGCGGCCGCGGACCCCACGUCGAUCAUCAAGACACCUGUGGACAUCAUCGAAGGCAUCAAGCCGGAGGCCGCAGAGAAGAUGGCCACGGAGAUGGGCUUCAGCGGCGCCCAGGCGACGGGACGGGCCACUCUGAUGGCCAACCUGUACAAGGUCUUCAUCGAGUGCGACUGCACCAUGUUGGAGAUCAACCCCUUAGCCUCCCUCACGGAUGGCCGCGUCUUGGUUUGCGACUCCAAGGUGAACUUCGAUGACAACGCCUCCUACCGACAGAAGGAAAUUCAUGAUCAGCGGGACGUCAGCCAGGAGAAUCCCAUUGAGGUGGAAGCCAAGAAGUAUGACCUGAACUACAUCAAGUUGGAUGGCAACGUGGCCUGCAUGGUGAACGGCGCGGGUCUCGCGAUGUCCACCAUGGACUUGUUGAGCAUCCUGGGUGGCAGCCCAGCGAACUUCUUGGAUGUGGGUGGCGCAUCGACUGUAGAGACCAUGACGAUGGCCUUCAAGAUCAUCAUGGGAGAUCCCAACGUGAAGUCCAUCUUCGUGAACAUCUUCGGCGGCAUCGCCCGCUGCGACCACAUCGCCGAGGCCGUGGUGGCGGGUGUCAAGGCCGUGGGCGGCAACGCGGCCAUCAAGCCGCUGGUGAUCCGCCUCGAAGAUGCGAGGGCCAACGGGGACUUGGGCAAUGCUCCUGCAGGCACCAAUGUGGAAGCCGGCAUGAAGAUCAUUCAGGAGAGCGGGGUGGAGGCCUUUUUGACCAAUGACUUCACCACGGCCGCCAAGAAGGACCUCUCAGACCCCGGCCCUCUCAAGAGGAGGCAGCGGAUCUCCCCCAAGGCCUUUUGGAUCCAGGCUGAUCAUGUCACGCCUGAACCUUCCACAGUGGCGUACAUGAACACUCGCGAGCUGAAAUUCGCGAUGAUGAAUGAGGCCUACCUUGUGCGGAAGUGGCGCAGUGGGCAGCCGAAGGGACAAGCCCCUGGUGUGGGCCAUUCGCCGGGCCUGCCAGCAGAGGCCCAGGAGCUUUGGAUGGCCUUCGGCUAUCGCGCGGCGGAAUUGGCCUGCGGUCGUUCGGUGCAACCGAUGCCCGGGGAGCCGGAAGGCGUGGAAGGUCGUGUUCCCAGGGUGCAGUGCAGCUUGCAGAGCACUUUGCGGUUUCUGCAGGCCAUGGCAUCCGUCCAAGCUGGGCCUCACAGUGCGGUGCUGGUGCUGGUGAAUCGCGUGCUGGAGAACCUCCGAGACCUGAACCCGCACCAGGGCUUCUAUGUGUUGCAAGCGAUGAGCCGGCUACGGCUGAAGCAUCCUAAGGCGGGUCGCGUGCUGCGGCACUUGAGUCUCGCUUGGCGCUCCUUGGUGGAGAAGACCUUUGUGAAGAGCGCGAAUGCGGUGGCCAAGUUGGACCUGUCCCAGGAGCUUUGGGCGAAGCCAUUGAAGAUGACAUUGUUCACCUGGCUCUCCACCAUGUCGCCUCAGAACUUGUUGCGCCUCAAGGCCAUCGCCGUCAUGGAGCUCCUGGACGAAGGUGAGGCGAUGCGGAGCUACCUGCAGCGGUGUUUGGAGGAUCGACACCAUCUCGUGUAUUCUCGGCAUUUGCAAAUGGUGGAGUUGCAUGUGCACUUGUUGUACCCCAACUUGUGGAACUCCUUGUCCGAGGAGGUGAGGCUUUUUCUGGAAGAGAUCCGGGAAGCAGCCAAUGCCAGCCGAGAGGACUCUCACUCCGACGACGAUGACUUGCCCGCGACCGAGCUGGUCCGGCAGUUCGAUCGGCAGCGCUUCAACUCGGAGCUUCAUCAGGAGGUGAGCCGCAUGCUGAGCUCUAUGGGCCUUCAGCAUCGGAACAAGCUCUCAGCAGGGCCCAUGGUGCUGGAUAUUCACCUGGCUGAGAUGUGCAUCGUGGAAGCCGCGCCUGCGUGGCAAUACUAUCUGCGCUCCUCGCAUCUCACGGCCCUGGCGCGACGGCGCCAGGAGAUGCUCCAGGCCAUGGGCUUCCAGGUGAUCGUCAUCCCACACUUCGAGUGGUUUCAGCUGGAGUCUCCCGAUGCUCAGCGUGAGUUCCUGCGGCAACGCUUGCCCAAAGAGGCCUGGCAUCCGAACCUCCACGGACGCCACGAGCCGCGUGGCGAGCCGCGUGGUGAGCCGCGUGGACGCUGA
Messenger RNA from Durusdinium trenchii, 4161 nucleotides. NCBI's taxonomy places the organism in Eukaryota, Dinophyceae, Suessiales, Symbiodiniaceae. The record is from the annotation of a GenBank genome assembly.